ACAGGUCAAUGGGCCGAACCUCUUAGGGACUAGUUCGUUAGAAAUGCUGAGCUAGGGUUUGUCAUCUUUGAGUAUAAAUCGUAAAACGAACUUAAACCCUCUCACUCUUUCCCGAGCCUCCCGCUUCAAAGCUUGGACGAGCCAAAGCAACACAGGUGUGGAGAAUAUGGCCACGGUACCAGGGCAGCUCGUCUGGGAAAUCGUUAAGAGGAACAACUCCUUUUUGGUGAAGGAGUUUGGUAGGGGGACUCAGAGCGUGCAGUUCAGUAAAGAGAGCAACAAUCUUUACAACCUUAACUCUUUCAAGUACUCUGGUUUGGCAAACAAGAAAACUAUUACUAUUCAGCCUGGCGGCAAAGAUCAAUCUGUGCUGCUGGCAACGACCAAGACAAAGAAGCAGAACAAGCCAGCUGCAUUGCUUCAUAGGUCUGUCAUGAAAAAGGAGUUCAGGAGAAUGGCAAAAGCUGUACAGAACCAGGUGGCAGAUAACUACUACAGGCCUGAUCUCAAGAAGGCUGCCCUUGCAAGGUUGAGUGCCGUUCAUAGGAGCCUCAAAGUUGCCAAGUCUGGUGUCAAAAAGAGGAACAGGCAGGCUGUGAAGAUUCCUGCUAGGAAGUGAAUCAAGAAGUUAAUUGCGUCCAAUCCCCAUUUUGCCCCAUGUAGUUUUAUUGCUGUUUCCCAGCAGUCCACUAGAUUUUCUGAGUUCAGUUAUGAUUGGCAAUUUUUUUUUUCAUUCUCGAAUCAGAACUACCAUGUUACAGCAUCUGACUUGAUGGAUUUGUUUGCAUCAUGAUAAAGUUACUGCAAUUUCUUUUUGGCUA
This is a messenger RNA of Prosopis cineraria, 821 nucleotides long. Its product is annotated as 60S ribosomal protein L28-2-like. Gene Ontology annotation, molecular function: structural constituent of ribosome. The record is from RefSeq and is a predicted model, not a curated record. The coding region runs from base 167 to 619 and encodes 150 amino acids. Gene Ontology annotation, cellular component: cytosolic large ribosomal subunit; ribosome. Gene Ontology annotation, biological process: translation. The transcript is spliced from 4 exons. NCBI's taxonomy places the organism in Eukaryota, Viridiplantae, Streptophyta, Magnoliopsida, Fabales, Fabaceae.